AUGGCGUCGUCGUUCAUAUCGCAGAACUCCCUCCCCUCUGCCUCUCUCCCCGCUUCCCCCUCCCUCUGUCUGCCGCCCCUGUGCCGCCCGCCGUGCGCGCAGGUGCUGCUGCGCGUGCUGCGCGCGUACAUCCGCGACGCCGACGGCGCGGCGGCGUCCGACCUGAGCGUGUCGCUGUCGGGCGGCUCCCUCACGCUCCGCAACUUCGAGCUCAACCUGCCAGGUGCGCCGCUCAUGCAGCACAUGAGAAGAAUCCAGUCCGCACGGCCAGCGUUCCGCACCGCAGUCACUCCUCUCAUCUUGACAUGGAGCAUAUCCAACCCUUGUCGCAUCUUGCUCCUCCUCACUCCCUGCUACGCACAUCCCUGUGUGCGGCGAGUGGGGGUGCAUGAUCUGCACUUGACAUUCCCACCACACCGCCCCUCCCCUCCUCACUUCAGGCCCACAAAACCUUCCCUUCCGCCCCCUGCCCCCCCUCCUCCGCGCUUGCACCCACCACCAGUCCCCCCGCACGUGCGCGUGGCGGUGCGGCGCGCGUGGGUGAGCGAGCUGCGAGUCACCAUCCCGUGGGCCGCGUUGGGCUCUCAGCCCGUGGCCGUGGCGCUGCACGGCGUGCGCCUGCACGUGGAGGCAAGGGGAGAGGAGGGCGAUGGAGGGCAGGGGGCGGAGUGGGAGGAGAGGGUGUGGAGUGGAGGGAGUUGCGGUGGCAAGGGGGGCGACGAGGGUGCAAGGGAAAGUGGGGGGGGCGGUGGGUGGCAACAGGGGAUGGGGCGAGAAGAGGGUGAGCGGGGCGGUGGUGGGGGCGAGAGGGGGGCUGAUGGAGCAGGGAAGGAGGAGGAGGGCGGUGGGGGCAGCGACACGGACUCAGAGUCGCACUCGUCGCAGGGCAGCAGCAGCAGCGAGGCGGGGCAUGCGAGGGACGAGUUGGCGGAGCUGCUGGCGCUGGGGGGGCUGCGGGCGUUCCUGCAGCACACAGUGGUCAACGCGAGUGUGACUGUAACGGACGUGCACCUCCAGUACUCCACGCCCUCUGUUGUGCUGUCGCUGCGCUGCGAUAAGCUCCUCCUCCACUCCACUGCACCUGACUGGACCCCUGCCUUUGUGCCACCAGAGGAAGGCGUGAGGAAGGUUCUGGAGGUUACUGGCCUGUCGGUGGAUGUCGCAAGUACAUCCAGCCAAUCACACACCGCCACGUGUCAGGCCAGCCAAGUGCCGCUCCUCUCCGCUGUGUCCCUCACUUCCCGCAUCGCCGUCACCCCGCCCUGUGCGGCUCUUGCCCAGCCCCAGCGCGCCUGCCUCUCCCUGCGCCUGCUGCCCCUCGCCCUCUCCGCCUCGCCCUCCCACCUCGCUGCUCUGCUCAGCGUCGCACACUCAUGCCGGCAGGCAUGGGGGGAAGGCACAGGCCCACAGGAAGCAGGGGCGGAGGGAGCGGGGGAAGCGGUUGGAGGGGGCGUGGAAGAGAAGGAGAGUGGAACGGAGGAGGGAGGCGCGCAUGGCGAUGGCAGAGGCGGCAGCGGGGAUGCGAUGGGUGGGACGAGAGAAGCAGUUAAGAAUCUUCUGGUAUCAGUGAGCGAGGAGGGAGAAAAGGCAGCAGAGGAGAUGGCGGGUGGAAUGAUGGAUGGGCGGCAACAAGAAGGGCAGCAGAGGGGGCAGCAGCGGGGCCAGCAAGGGGGGCAGCAGAAGCGGGGGUUGUUUCACAGCAUGGGGCGCGCCAUGGGGUGGGUGCAGCAGCUGUUUGAGGACGAGGAGGAGGAGGAGGAGAGCAGCAGCGGCGCUGCCAUGGCAGCCACGGGGCACAGUGCGCUGUCAUUGAGAGCUGCUGCAGAAGCAGCAGCAGCAGCAACGGGUGGCGGCUUGGAGAGUGAUGAGAUCUGGGAGUGGGCCACGGGGUACGAGGCAGGUGUGCACUUUGACGUGGCAGCCACUGAUUGGUCCGUGGCUGCGCUGCUAGAGGGUGCUGAGCUGUCCCUUGUGAGCAGCGCGGGCGGCAGCGGGGCUGGCAGUGGCGGUGUGUGUUCGCGCCGGGAAGGCGAUGCUGCGAGGCUCAGAGCAGAGGAACGCCACGAGGCAGCUGCGCCGCCAAGCCUAAACACGGGCCUUGCCAGCCCAGCCUGCCAUCCGGAGCUGGAGUGCAGGCUCGGGGCCGUGCUGGUGGAGGCGGAGGGGCGGGGCAGGGCGGUGCAGGCAGCGAGUGUGAAGGUGGGCGCCGUGGCGGUGGCUGUGGCUGUGGCAGUGCCAGGAAGCAGCUCUUCAGGUGCCUCUUCAGGUGCCAAGGUCAACGCAGGUGAUUCCUCAGGUGAUUCAGAUCCGAGUGCAGCAGCAGAGCCGUCUCCUCUCCGUCCUUUUCUCCGCCUGCACACGCGGCAGCAGGCAGGCGAGGCAGGGGCGGCAGCAGCGGGGGGGCGAGGGGAGGGCGCAGUGGGGUCGUAUGGGAGCCUGCAGGCGCCGCUGCUGCACUCCCUCGCCCCCCUGGGUGCCGUGCUGCCCGCACACCCUGUUGCAGGGGCGGAACGACGGGUGGGUGCGGGCGGGGUGGGAAGGAGAGGGGCAGCAGAAGAUAGCGGGGCUAGUGGAGGAGGGAAACGAGGUGAGGAGGGAGAGGGGUUGGGGGGUUGUGAGGAGGGGUGGAGUGUGGAGGGAGUGUGGUGGCGUGGGGUGCGAGUGGCAGAGGCGUUUGAAGCCUCGCACGCUGGCGGGCCUCUGGGACUCACUGCUGACGUCAGCCUCUCCUUGCACAUGGGUCUCGUGGCAGUCUCCUACUGGCCGGGCAUGUGCAGCACAGUGCUGCGGUGGUGGCAGGACGUGCACACAUGCGGGGCUGGUGGAGUGGGGGAAGUGGGAGGGGCUGUGAGAGGGGAGGGGCGGGUUACGCAAGACGAGCCCAAUGCCCCACCCACUGCCUCCUCACCGCCGCUCGCCGCGCCUCCAUGGUCCCCAGGCGGUGGUGGGUGGUGGCAGUGGGUGGCGCGGGUGAGCAGCUCCGAGGUGGCUGUGGACGGCGUGGCUGUGCGCGUGGCUGGUGGCCGUGGGGGGGCCAGCUGCAGCUGCGAGCAGACACAACUGCAGGAGCGGCAGGAGCAGUGUGCGGAGGACCUGCGUGCGGAGAGGGAAGCUGGGUGGAUGGGCAAGGCGAGUGAGCGUGCGGGCGAGGGUGUGAGUGUGAGCACGGGGCGAGUGGCGGUGUGGAAGAGACCAGCGAGAUGGGUGGGGGAGGAUGGCAGGGCAUGCGAGGGCAGCAGGGCGCGGGUGACAGUGACGCUGCACGCACACAUGCACUCGCUGGACCACGCCCAGCUGUGCGCCGCCACGCUGCUGCACCCUGCCUCUCUCCGCAUUGACUGCACAUGGGCUGCUGCUGCUGCCCCCUUGCCACAUCGCUCCUUACCACCAGCAGCACCGUCAGGACUGGCAGGAGUGGCAGCAGCAGCGCCCGCAACUGUAAUGGGAUGGCCAGCAGUGGCAGUGGCCUUGCCACACGGGCCGGCAUCGGGUGGUGAUGGGGCUCCACACAGUGGGGGCGGAUGCUCUGUGAGCGGGGAGGGGGGCGGGCAGCAUGGAGGGGGGCAGGAGUGCGAGGGUGCGGUGGAAGCCACUGUGGAUGCCUUCUCUCUUCAUGUCUCUCGCACCCACGCUGCUUCCUUGCUCGCCAUGGCUGCUGCCGCGCUCACAGACGUGAGCUGCAGUGGGGGUGGCGCUGGUGCUGCCACGGCAUCACUGGCGGAGCCACAAGGCACAGGCGCAAGAGAGCAGGCAGCCUCCCCCGCGGCAGCCGUGCCAGCCAGCACGCUGCGGGGCCUGGCUAAGCACGCACGUGUUCUGGAGGCUGCUGCUGACGUCAUGUCGAGAUGGAGCCACCACCACGUGCCAUGCUCAACAUCGUCAUCAUCAUCAUCAGCAGCAGAGCCCCCCCGCGACUCUCCCUGGUGCUGCCAGCACGUGCAGCAGCAGGUGGGGGCGUUCUGCCAUGUGCGGGCGUGCGGUGUGGCGCUGGCAGUGGGGUGGCGCAGCGGCCGCUCACAGCCCGCCAGCCCCACACAGCGAGAGGCGUGGCUGCCGCAUGCGGUGCUGCGAGGGCAGGCGCAUGGACGGCACACGUGGCUGAAGCUGUCCGUUGAGUCUCUAUCGGUGGAGGCACUGCAUGCACUCAGUGCUUCUCAUCCUAUUUGCGUCUCUCUCAUCCUCCACCCAUCCCUCACAUCCCCACCCCCUCCUCUCUGCCGCGCUCCGCCCAGCCUCUCCCUACAGCCGUCGCCCCCCGCCUCAGCAGCCCUAUCCGCGUCCUUCCACUCAUCCACGGGUCCACACCCGCCCAUGCGCCCUGCCACAUUGCCACCAGCCACUCACGCUGCAGCGCCGCAGCAUGGCCUCCCAGGCCCCAGCGCUGCUGCAAGUAGUGCUGACGUCACGCUGCACUUGGGUGACGUCAUGCUGGUGGUAUGGGCGGAUCCUCUUGUGCAUCUGUACGCGCUGCUGGCUGCUGGCAGUGCGGUGAGAGCGCAGGAGGAGGUGGAGAGCGGUGCAGGCAGGUGGGAUGGAGAGGGGCGAGGAGAAGCAGGGGCGAACGGGGAGGUUGGAGCAGACAGGAGAGGUGGAGGGGGACAGGGAGGAGGAGGAAGUGAAGAGGUUGCAGGCGGGGGAGUGGCGGCAGCAGCGCAGGUCACAGCAGGCGUGGGCGUGGUGCAGGCAGCGGUGCAGCGCGGCAGUGUGAGCUUCGUGGCAGGCCCUUGCAGGGCUCAGAGGGGCCACAGCAGAGGCAGCACGCACAGUGGAGGGGGUUGCAGUGGGGGUCAAGGGGGAGGCGUUGGGGCGAGGGGGAAGGGUAUGGGAGGGCAUGGCGUGUGGGUGGCAGUGGGGCGGGCGGGCGUGAGAGGGGUGUCUGUGUGCGUGAAUGAGGGGCGCGGUGGCAGCGCUGCAGGGGGGAUGGCGGCGCGCAGGGGUGAGGAGGAGUCCCCUUUGCUGUGUGUGCAGCGGGUGUGGGUGGAUCUGGGCUCGGCGUGCCUGCCCUGCUCGCCUGCCCCCACGCCCCUUGCCACGCUAGAGGAGAGCGACGGCACUGCAGGGAGCACACACACGGACACGUGGCUGCGUGCGAUUGGCUCAGAGGCCCUGGCUGCACUGGUGCAGGUGGAGGGAGUGACGGUGGGGGGUUUGGGGAAGGCAGGGCCGUGCGAGCAGGUGGUGCAGGAAGAAGGAAGGCAGCAGCGAUGCCAGCAUGAGCAGGGGCAGCAGUGUGAGUGCAGUGAGCACACUGGAGGGCCAUGCGAUGAGAGUCGGCCUCUUGACCUGCUGGUGGGUGCUCCCCGCCUCCCUUUCCCGCAAUUCCUCCCCUCACAUCUCCCCAAGCCCCUCGUUUCCUCCUCUCACAUCUCCCCAAGCCCCUCGUUUCCUCCCCUCACAUCUCCCCAAGCCCCUCGUUUCCUCCCCUCACAUCUCCCCAAGCCCCUCGUUUCCUCCCCUCACAUCUCCCCAAGCCCCUCGUUUCCUCCCCUCACAUCUCCCCAAGCCCCUCGUUUCCUCCCCUCACAUCUCCCCAAGCCCCUCGUGGAGCGGGUGGGCGUCACUGUCUCACGCCACCAGGUCGACACCCUCCUGCUGCUGCACCGCCACCUCACUGCCUCCCUGCUGCGUCCACCUGCCACCACUGCUGCUUCCACCCAGCAAGGCAGCCAGGGCAGGCAGGGCAGCACAGAGAAGGGCAACAGAAGCAGCAGCAGCAGCCGCAGCAGCAAGUACGGCAGUGGUGCCAGGGGUGCAGUGACACGUGUCAGCAUGCGAGUGGUGGAGUGCACUGCAUCUGUGCCACUGUGGGCGGAAGCCAGCCCCCCGGCAGUCAGCAGCGCCUUUCACGGCGCCCACUCGGCCCAGAGUGCCGCCUCACACGUCCAUGCCACCAUCUCCCACUGCUGCCUGUCUGCCUCCUGUCACCCCCCUCCUGUCGCCCUCAGCCCUGGUUGUUCCUCUGGUGCAGCAGCACCACCGCCGGUGGUGCAUGGCAGCGUGGGGCGAGUGGCAGUGGAGGCGGUGAGGGAGGGCAGGCGCCAUGCAGGAGCACCCGGAACGACAGGGCUUGCCCCCGCAGGGUCGGCGGAGCGGCGCUUCACUCUGCUCGCCCUGCCGCAUGCUUCCCUCUCACCGUCUUCCUCCCCCGCCCCUCACCACCCCUCCUACACUCCUCCUCGUGGCUACUCCCCUGCAGCAGCACACCCGCCUAGUGUGCCCCCCAGGCAGCCCUCAGAGCCCCGCUGCCCUGGUCACCCUGCCAGCCCUCCUGCUGCUGCGGCAGGCGCCGCUGCAGGCAUGACGUGGAGAGUGGUGGAGGAGGAGAGGCCGUGUGGUGGGGGCACAGGGGGAACGGGACGCAGGGCGCAGGGCGAGGUGGGGGAGGGCAGGGGGGAGCAGUGGGGGCGGUGGUGGGUGGAGGUGGAGGCGCAGCCCAUGGUGGUGGCGGCUGACGCCCACCUCGUGCAGGAGGUCAUCGCCACGCUGUACGACGUCCUCCCGCGCCUGCGCGCUCCCCCGCCACCACCACAGCAAUCGUCUGCGCGGCACACAGGGAGAGGCGCUGCUGCCUGCUCCUCCGCCACCCACCAUCCGGCAGGCAUGCCCCCCAAACACGCAGCCCCUGGGGGGGAAAAGGGCAGUGCCGCACCGCCCGGAGGGCCUCUGCCAGUGGCCCGGCUGUGGGGCGUGAAGGUGGCGAGUGGAGGCGCGCUCAUCUCGCUGCUCUCAUCCUUCGAAGCGUUUCAAGCAACGCAAGGGUGUGAAGGGUCACCCACCCCUGACAGUGACACUCCCCACGCCCACAAGCCGUGCCCAUCCUCCCCUCCGCCCGCCUCUGUGUCGUCCCCCUCAGCGCUGUCCCGCCUGCCCCGCCUCUCCAUCUCCUCCCACUUCGUCGCUCACGAUGGUGACCCCCAACCCCACCCACCGUGGCAGGGGGACGCGCAGCAGCAGGGCGAGCAGCAGCAGAGAGAGCAGCCAGGGGAGCAGAAGGAGAGGGAGGGUGUGGCGGGGGGGGCAGGCGUGUCAGUGGAGUUGGAGAGCUGCACGCUCACUCUCUCCCUCUCGCCCUCACUGCAUGACAUCCGCCGAUUCGCAGGCACCCACGACGCCUCCUGCCCGGGCCGCAUCAUCCUCCCGCACACACCACCCACCACGCACUCCUCCUCACACCCCCCUUCGCACCGCCCCCCGCCGCCCUUCCUCAUCCCCACGGUCAACCUGCAGUGGGCCCACACGGGCGUGCGUGUGCUCAGCACGGACCUCCUCUCCAGCCCCACGCUGCUCUCACACGCCCACUCCACCGCACUGCACCUCACAGCGCUCGGCACCCCCUUCCCCCUGCGCCUCACCAUACACACUGACUUCGCCUCGCCCAUCCUCUGCCCCAAGGUGCUGCUGCCGCUGAUCCGCCUUGCCAGGUCACUGCGGGAUGCGUGGGCGGCAGCGAGGGCCGUGCGCCUGGCGCAUGAGGUGCAGGCGGGCUGUGCGGUGCAGGGUGCGCCCAGUGACGACCUGCGCAGCGGGGCGUUUCAGUGCAGCACGGCGGGGGGGAUGCUGCAGGGGGGAGUGGCGGGGUGGGAGGAGAUGGGGGCGGGGCAGGUGGCGUGGGGCGAGGGCGUGGCCAGCAGAGACAGGCCGCUCAGCAACAGCUGCUUCGGAGGAGGCUGGGUCGCAUGGCGCUACCCCUACCCGCGUGCAGUGCACCAGCUGCUCAUCACGGCACCUCUCCUCGCCGGUCCCCUGGCCUGGCGGCUGCCCCCCGUGGCGCUGCGCCUCGCCCGCUUCCACCCCGCCCACCUUGCCUUCCACGACGCCCUCCCCAUCGUGCUCUGCCCGCCCUCCCCCUCGCCCUGCGCCCUGCACGCCGCUCACGCCACCUACCCUGCGUGCCCCGCAUGCCGCCCCAUAGUGCUGGAGCCGGAGGGGGCGGAGGGGGAGGGCGAGGCGGAGCUGUGGCUUCUCUCGUGGUUCGUGCCGCUCAACCCCGCUGACGUCAUGCACCCCUCCGCACCCGCAGGUCACCACCGCCCUCACUCUGCCAUGCACACACCCACCCGACCCGCAGAUGAUGCCACCUCCUCUGUGCCUCCGUGUGCCCCCUCUGCCUCGCUGGCCGGCGCGCUCUCUCUACUCUCCACGGUGUACGGCUCGCCCGCUGCAGCCACCAUCACUGCCGCCGCCACUGCUGCUGCCGCCUCCGCCCACGCCCCUACCACCCAGGGCAUGCCGCGCGCCUUCCCUGCCCAGCCCGCGGGCCCCAUGCUGUCCGCCCCCCUGGACACGCACGUGCUGCCCGCCUCGCUGCUGCUCGCCCGCCUGCUCAUCAACCCCACCAGCGCCGGCCCCCACACGCGCCCACGCCUGCCCUCGCCGCCCCUCGUGCCGUUCCUGCGCAUCGGGUUGGGCGGGCGGCUGGUGGUGGUGCGUGUGGUGGAGGAUAUGGAUGCGGACGAGGGGCGGACGAGGGAGGCGGUGGUGGUGGGCGGGGAGGGCGUGCGCGUGUGCGUGCACCUGUGGAGCACGCGCAUGUGGGCGCUGCACGCUGCUGCCACCGUGUGCGCCGAUGCCGUCGAUGCCAGCGACCUCUCUCAGCCCCUCCCCCUGCGCGCCUCACUGGACGUGCUGUGGAAGCCCUUCUGGUCGCCCGCUCUGCUCUCCCGCCACCAACGCCACCCCCCCCGCUCCUCCCUCUUCUCCCCUCCCCACCCCGCCUCACCCCUUCGCCAGCCCUCCUCUCCCACUCACGCCCACUCCUCCCACUCUUCCCACUCGUCCCCCUCCGCGCCCUCCUCGCGCCGUGCCCCGUGGGUGCCGCGCGACCCCUUGGACCUGCACACGCCACCGUCCUCGCUGGGCAUGGCGGUGGCCGUGCAGGCAGGGGGGCAUGCGUGGGACAGCUCAAGGGGGGGUGGGCGAGGCAAGGCUGGAGGCGGUGGCAGGGGCUGUGUCGCAGGCGGCAGUGGCAGCAAGGGGGGCAGCAGUGGGGGUGGGGGCGAGGGGGGCGAGGAGCAUGGGGCGACGGUGCAUGUGAGGGUGGCGUCCCUGAGAGCGCUGCAGCGCCUGCUGCUCGCAUGGACGGGACAGGGGGGACAGGCAGGCACCGGGCAGGGCGAGAUGGGCGGAUGUGAGGGGGGGUUGGGGGAAGCAGGGAAGAGGAGAGAGGAAAGGGGUGAGGUUCAGCAGGAGGAGAUGAAGGGAAAUGGGAGAGUGCAAGAGAGUGAGGAGAAGGGGUUGGCUUCGGGGACGAGUGAGGCGGAUGAGGGUGGUGCAGCAGAGGCGGGCGAAGGGGCGGUGAAGGAAAGCCCAAGAGGACUGCCAUCACAGGCGUCAUUCUCUCCCCCUCUCCUCGCAUCCCCAUCCCCCCCUCUGUUCGGGUACAUGUUGGAGAACAGAUGCCCCGUGUUGCUCCAGCUGGGCCAGCACGGCACACAAGAGGCCAUCUCCCUGCCGCCCGCCUGCUCACUAGGCUACAGCUGGUGCCGCCCACCCUCGCUUGUGCCAGGGGCCAUGUGCCAGCUGCGUGCGCGCGUCGGCCAAUGGGAGGGAAAGGGGCGGGGAGAUGGAAUAGAGGGGCGAGGAGAUGGGGCACAAGGGGCAGAGAGGAGUGAUGAAAAGUGUGUGAGGGGAGGGAAAGAAGGAACGGGGUGGGAGGGGGUGAGCGUAGGAGGCGAUAGAUGGAGUGAGCAGCACGCACGUGGAGCAGCUGAAAAGGAUGACAUGGCACAUGGUGAUUGGUCUGCGCCAUUUGAGGUGGGCACAGGGGGGCGACACUCGUUCCUACUCGCUGCUCCUGUGCUCCAAGACCGCCACCUCACUGCCUCCGUUUUAAUCACCAUCACUCCCAAACGUGGCUGCUUGGCACACGUGCUCUUCACACCGAAUGUGCUUAUAUCGAAUCAGACGGGCCAGGGAUUGGCAGUGGAGAUGCAGGGCGUUGUGCUGCCAGUGGGGGGCAGCAGCAGAGGGGAGGGCGAAGCAUGCAGAUUGCAGGUAGAGGGGCGUAGGAAGGGUGGCAGGGGGCAUGUGAGCCAUGUGAUGGUGGCAGGGAGGAGGGGCGGUGGCAAGGAGGGCAUGGGAGGGGAUGUACUGGUGAAUGGGGGCAAGGAGUCAGAGGGCGUGGAGGUGCGGGGAGCGAAGGAGGGGGCCAUGGAGGCAGCAGAGGAGAGAGACGAGUCGUUGCCUCAGAGGGGCACGGGCGCUGGCAGGGCAGGCAGGGCAGCUGUGGUGGUGCGCGUGUGGCUGGCACGGGAGGCGCGCUGGUCCGCCCCCCUUGCUGUUGGCCCCCACUGCCUUGGCCUGCCCUCUGGGAGCCACACAGAGAUGGGGCUGGGGGGAACGGCGGGCGGGAGAGGAGGGAGAGAGGUGGCGUGGGGAAAGGCGGCAGUGGAGAGUGGACGACCAGCAACAGCAGUGGACGGCAGUGAUGGCAGUGAUGGCCGCCUGCUCACAUUCCUGCUCACUGCUGAUGCCUGUGUUCCUGUCUCAGGGCCGCCCUUCCCGCCGCCGCCACACGGGCGAGAGAGCGUGUGGGUGCGCCUCAUACUGCCCUCCUCCAUCCUCCCCCUCCCAGCCCCCCCUUCCUCCUCCUCACUCCCCACCGUGCCUGCCAGCAGCACCCCUGACCCCCUGUGCCGCUGGCAGGGUCCCCUGUGUGUGCAGCUCUGGCCUGCCGCCCUCCUCUGCAACGCCCUGCCGCUGCCCCUCCGCGCGCGCAUUCUGCCACUUCAGGGCGCGCCCACCACGAGAUGUAACGAGGGCGGGCACGAGAGGUUGAAGGAAGGGAAUUGUCAAGAGCAGCAGCAGCAGGAGCGGGACAGAGGGGCGGCGGAGGAGGUGGCAGUGGGGACAGCAGAGGAGGUGGCUCUGGGCGGCGGCAUGUGGGGAGAGUGUGCUUUGGAGCUCGCACUGCCGCGCACUCCCCCCACCACUGCUGCAGCACACACGCCAACCAGCCAUGGCGCCACUGGCACCUGGAGUGCUGCUGCCUCGCUCCACCCACACGCACAUCCCUCUGCUCAAGCCGCCCUGUGGACCGCACCCCUUGCGCUCUCCCUUGCCGCCCCGGACCAGCAAGCAGCCACUGUCUCUGCCAGCUGGGGUGACAUCACUGAUUGGUCUGCAGGCAAUGCUGAUGUGGCGCGUUGGGAUUCGCCGAUUCCAGCUGUAGGGCAGCGGCGUGCCAUGUGGCUUCCACAGGCGGAUAGCGAGAGUCUCCUCUGUGUGCUUGCAGCAUCACACUAUCGCCCCUCUCACCACCCAUGUGCUCACGCUGCCGCUGCCGCCACUGCUCUGCCCGCUGAUGCACCCCUGCCACCGCCCGUGCCCACGCUGCUGCUCUCAGUGCACCCGGUGGCAGUGCUGCACAACCACCUGCCCUUCCCCCUCGCCCUCGCCCUGCACCACGCCCCCUGCCCUGACCUCAUCAUCCCCCCCUCCCACUCCCGCCCCUUCGCCUGGCCCUCUCUCUCCCACGCCCUCCUCUCCCCCUCCCUCUCCUCUACGCCAUCCGCAUUCUCCCCUGGUUCCUCUGCUGCCGCCUCCUCUCUUUCCACACCCACUACUGCAUCUGGCCCGGGUGCCAAGCCUAGGAGGCAGGCUCGGGGGUGGUCGGUGCGGCUUGGGGUGCCUGGAGGGUUGGAGGCAUCCAUGGGUAGCAGCGGUGGGGGGAUGGGGAGCGGAGGUGGGGGGGAGGGGGAGCCAAGGGGAUGGGCGUGGUCGUCUACAGUGCUGGUGCGGGGUGAGGAGGAGGCGGAGGGAGAGAGGUCAGGGGGCGGGGGCAGCAGUGAGCGGGUGUCCAUCGUGACGCUCAGCUCUCACGGCCCCUCACACCUGCACUGCCUGCUCUCCGUCUCCCACGUCCCCCUCCCAUCAUCCCAUCCGCCUUCGGCUCCCACCCCCACGUCUCCCUCUCAGCUUGUCUGCCCUCUCCCCGUGCACACCACGCACCUCUCCGUGCUGCCCGCCGCCCUGCUCUCCAACCUCACACCCUUCCCCCUCCACUUCCUACUUGAUGAUCCGCCCCCUGCCCCUCUCCCUGCCCUGCACCCAUCCUCGCUGCACCACGCCCCUCCCAGCCUGCCUGCCUCGGCUGGCCUGUGCCUCCCUGGUGCCACCUGCCUGCCCCUCACGCUCUUCCCCUGGCGGCCGCUCCUCGCCUCCUCGCCCUCUCUGCCUGACUCCUCUUCCAGCAGCAGCAGCAGCGGCAGCAGUGAGAGUGACAGUGAGAGGGACAGCGUUGAGAGUGAUGGUGACAUGGGUGGUGGUGGGAGUGGUGCCGCAUUGAAGCCGCGACCGAAGCAGAAGGUGAGGCGGAGGAAGGGGAAGGCAAGAGGCGAAGGAGUGAGAGGCGCGGAGGACGGGUGGGAUAGGGGGCUGGCGGCGCUGGGAGGAGUGCGCCUGGGCAUGGCGGCACGUGCAAGGCAGCAGGGGGCAGCAGCAGCAGCAGCAGCAGCAACUGCAGCAGCGUGUGCCAAUGAGCAGCACUACCAGCACGACCAGCGCGACCAGCACGACCAGCACGACCAGCACCCACAUGACGAAUCUUCUCUGCCUGUUCGCCCCUCCCCCUCAUGCCCACUCGUCUGGUCGCCCCCCGUGCCUCUCUCCCGCUUCGCUGUCUCACAGCGGCUUCUCCUCCCCGACCCGUCUGGCACCUGCCACGCCGCCCUCCUCACCGCCUCGCUCCUUCCCUCCGCCCGCCAAUCAGAGGGUGCCACAUGGCAGCCGCACCUAGUGGUGCACGUGGAUGCACAGCCGCCGUGGCGCAUUGAGAACGGGACGGGCAUGUGUGUGGACGUGAGGGGGGCGGCUGAUGAGGCGGAGGCCUUCGUAGCGCGAGUGGGGGCGGGGCGGUCCCUUGCCUUCCAUGCUGCCGCCCUUCCUCUCCACACCCCCUCGUCCUCUGCUGCCUCUGCUGCUGGUGGUGCUACUGGCAAUGACGGUACAGCUGAUGCAAGUCGUGGUGAUGGGAGUGGCAAUGAGGCCAGCGAGGGAUGGCGUGAGGGGUAUGAGUGGAUGCAGGCAGGGGUGGUGGGGGGGAUGGCCAUCAAGAAGCGCAAGUGGCAGCGCCGCUCUCAGCACCACCACAAGCACACACAUGCACAUACGCGUCCACUGAUACCCGGUGCAUUGAACCUGGACGAGGAGACGGACGAUGCCCUCAUGGCCCACAUUCAGCGCAUCUCAGCCGAUGGGCCCAUGGCGCAGGGGAGUACAGGCGGGCGAGCAGCAGCAGGGGGCAUCUGUGUGCGGGCAGAGGGGGCGGGGGAGUGGAGCGAGCCCAUCACAGUGGGGCGAGGGCGGGGGGAAAGGGAGGGCGAGGGGGAGCUGCUGCUGCACGUGCCGUGUGGGGGCAGCAGCGGGGCGGUGGAGGGCGGGGGGCACUCGCUGCUGCUGCACGUGUGUGUGUGGAGGGAGGGCGCCACCACUGUGUGCCGCAUCGCCCAUGCCGCCUCUCGCCCUUCCAGCCCCCUCGCUCUGUGCUUGCCUGGCCGCCACUUACCCCCUGCCAUGGCGCCUCUGCCCCCUGCUGCUCUGCACAUGGGUCUGCAGCGAGAACUCAGAUACUCCAAGGACAUACGGCGUGACUUACCGCAGCAGCAGCAGCAGCAGCAGCAGGGUGCGUUUGCUCCCAGCCAGGCGCAACUUGCAAACCUGACCGCACGAACAUAUUCCCCGUCACGCCCAUUUCACUCGCCCUCCUCCCCACCUUCCCUUGCAUCCCCCAACUCCCCCGCCUCCCCGUCCACCCCUCUCACUCCCCCCACGCCUCACCCCACCGCCUACCUCCUCCUGCGCUCGCACACGCUCUCCCUCGCCCUUCCUUCACUCCACCUCGUCCUCUGGGACGACCUGCGCCGCCCUCCCUCCGAGCCACACCUGCUCGGGAACAAGACAAACGAUGCUAGUCGGAGAGACAAUAAUGAGAGCGACAGUAAUGGGAGUGAUAGUCUGUUCUGUGACGCAUCAGCCAUCUGCCUAGUGUCCCUCUCCUCCCUGCACGCCUCGCUCUCCCUGCUCCCGCCUCGCUCCCUUUCCCUGCUCGGUAUUCGGGCUCACAGCGGAGCAGCCAGUCACAGCAUGCCACGUGGCAUGCACACACAUCCCUUACCACCAGCGCCAGCAGCGGUGGGCAUGGUGUACGUGGUGCAGUGCGGUGUGGGGUCGGUGCAGGUGCACAACCUGUUGCCUGGCGCGCUCCUCCCUCUCCUCCUCAACAUCGGCUCUUCCUCUCCCACCCACACGCCUGGCUCAGCUGCUGGUGGGAAGGUUGAGGCGGGAGGUAGAGGAGACAAGGAAACAGGAAGGGUUAGACAAGUGGAAGGCGAAGGAGAGGAGCACAAGGCAGCAGCAGGGCAUGGGAAGGAGAGGGGGGAGGAAGGGCAGCCAGCAGUGCAGGUGGAGAUCGUGUUGUCGCAGCACCCCUCGCAGCACCUGACUGGGGGAUGGAGGACGGGAGAUGUGAGCGGGGAGGGCAACCAGGGAGUGGAGCGGGUGAGCUAUGUGACGGGUGUGGAGGCGGUGCAUGUGAGCGUGGCGCACGUGGAGGCAUGCGCUGAUGACUGCCUGCUCUCCGCCCUCACGCACUACACACCCAUCGCCGUCGCCUUCAUGCAGAGCAGCAGCCAAUCAGAUGGUGCCACGUGGCAGACGCACAUGCAAGGAACAGACAGUGAAAGCCGAUCAGGUGUGCAAGCCAGCACACCAGGCUCCCCAGCCACGCACUCCAUCCUGCCCUCCUCGCUGCCCUCAUCAGAUGCGGCCCUCAUCCACCUCUUCACCCUGCACCACCUGCUCUCCACCCCUCCCCCCCGCCUCCCAGACAUCGGCCUCGCCACCACUCCCUCGCUCUACCUCGGCCGCUGCCGCAUCUCCCCCCUCACUCUCUCCCUCACUCUCCGCAUCUCCUCUCCCCUCCCUCUCGACACCACCGCCACACCGCUCACGCUCGCGCCGCUCCAUCUUCCGUCUCUCCUCUGCCCGCGUGCGGCCCUGAUGCGCGCGGUGCUAGCGCACUACAUAACGGAGGGGCUGCUGUGUGUGCCGCGGGUCAUCGCCUCACACCACCUGCUGCUCAACCCACUCGGGCUGCUCCACAGCGUGCGCGCCGCGUGCCGCGACCUGCUGCUGCUGCCCGUGCAGGGCUCGCUGCACGCGGGGCCGCACGGGCUGCUGGUGGGCGUGGGGCGCGGCGGGCUGGCAGCGUGGCGCCACGUGUCGCAGUGGACCGUGGCGUCGCUCUCUGGCUUCUCCUCCAGCGUUGGGAGGCUUGUAAGGCGCGCGUACCUUGGAGGAGGAGGGGGGGAAAAGGGAGGGGGAAGCCAAGGCCGGGUAGGGGAGACGGGGCAUAGAAGCAGCAGUGGUGGUGCACAUGGGAACAGAAGAGGUGCGGCUGGUGGUAGUGGUCAUCAGUGCGUGACAGAUGGUGGUGCUGCUGCUGCUACGGGCAGCAGUGGCGGAGGCAGAGGCGGUGGGGGAGUGCAUGGCAGCAUGGGGCUGGCUCGGACAGAAAGCACUUAUCAAGGCACAGGCAGGUGGGGCCACAGCGAGAGUGGUGGCGGGGAGGAGGAGAGGCGGCAGCACGGGCAGGCUGCAGCGCAGCAUACGACGGGGUCCACGGGGCCUUGUUCUGUUGGCAGUGCGACAGGUACACGUGGUGCAGUGGCGGAGGGGGAAGCAGCGCCUCUUGCUGCGCAGGGCAGCGAAGACCAUGGUGGCAUGCCUGCCACCUGCAGUGGGGAGGCGGGCAGCAUGGGGGGCAGCAGGGAUGGCAGUGCUGCUGGCAGGGAGGGGCGAUGCAGGGAGGGCGAGGGGCGGCAGGUGUCGCUGGUGUGGCAAGUGCAGCAGAGGGGCGUACGCUGUGCUGCCAGCCGCUUCAUGCCCCCCCUGUGGCCACCGCGCCCCCAAGCCUUCUACCUCACGCACGUGGACGCCAGCACAGCAGUCAUCACCACCACCACCACCCACAUCCCUCCUCUGCUGCUCCGCCGCCCGUUGCUCCUCCUCACUUCCACCCACCUCCUCGCCGUUGACCAAUCAGGGCUCGGCAUGGCUGCAUGCCUCCCGCUGUGUGGGCUGGAAGUGAGUGUGGAGCGAGGGGAGGAGGGGGGAGGGGAGGAGGGGGGAGGGGAGGAACUGGAAAGGGGAGGGGGGAAAGGAGAGGUGGAAGAGGGAGGGAGUGCAGAGGGGGCCGAGGUGGAAUGGUCGCUGAUGUGCUUCUGUGGCAGGGGUGGUCGGCUGUGUGGCAGUGUGAGUGAGUGGUGGCACACACUGCCACACCACCCCACCCAGGGAAAGCCCACUGGCGCUCUGGAUGGUGGCAGCGGUGAGAGGCGAGGGCGUGACAAGGGUAGUAGCACGGCACAGGGUGUGGUAGGUGGGAGAGGCGGAGGCGGGGAGGCAGACGCUGUGAGAACAGCGGAGGUGCAAGGGGGAGCGGAGGUGCAAGGGGGAGCGGAGCACGCAGACUCGAUGAUAGGCGUGCAGGUGUACUGCCAGGUGGGAGAAGCAGCGCACAUCCAGCUCGUGCCUCUGCUGCUCACACAGGUGGCUCGCUCUGCUCCCCCUUGA
This is a messenger RNA of Closterium sp. Naga37s-1, 16572 nucleotides long. The record is from the annotation of a GenBank genome assembly. Lineage: Eukaryota; Viridiplantae; Streptophyta; Zygnematophyceae; Desmidiales; Closteriaceae.